This is a messenger RNA of Penaeus monodon (black tiger shrimp), 1584 nucleotides long. It is a transcript of the gene Trhn, whose product is annotated as tryptophan 5-hydroxylase 1-like. Lineage: Eukaryota; Metazoa; Arthropoda; Malacostraca; Decapoda; Penaeidae. The record is from RefSeq and is a predicted model, not a curated record. Gene Ontology annotation, biological process: aromatic amino acid metabolic process. Gene Ontology annotation, cellular component: neuron projection. Gene Ontology annotation, molecular function: tryptophan 5-monooxygenase activity; iron ion binding.
UGCCAAAAGAAUGAGUGGCUCUGGCAAAGGACUCCUAGGACUGUGGCUCUACAAGACCGGCGAGGAAUGGAUGCUGAAGGAUCCCCAAAGGAGCAAGAGCAGGAACGCCUCACCAGAGAAGGAUGCUGAGGCCCUGCAUCCUCCUCAGAACUCGCUGGUCUUCAACCUCAAGAACCAGGUUGGAGGACUAGCCAAGGCGCUCAAGGUGUUCCAGGUGAGUGUUAGGGGGGAUUGGGAGGUGCGGCGGCGGACGGGUCCAAUCGAGAGCAGGGUCGCGGCGUCGACAUCGAGUAGAGAUCAUUGCCAGUCGAUGGACAACCUGACCCGCAUCCUUCAGCGCCAGAUGUCCUGCUUGAGCCUCCAUGACUACGACCAGGGCGAGGAUUUCCCCCCGCCCACGCCCAUGGCCCAGGAGAGCUUUGAUUUCGGCGACAUGUGUCCUUGGUUUCCUCGUAAGAUCAGCGACCUCGAUAACUUCCAGAAGGUUUUAAUGUACGGCUCAGAUCUCGACGCCGAUCAUCCAGGCUUCAAAGACCCCGUCUACCGCGCCAGGAGGAAGGUCUUCUACGAUAUCGCAAUGAAAUACAAAUUCGGUGAACCGAUCCCCCGGGUUGAGUAUACGAAGGAAGAGAUUAAGACGUGGGGCACCAUCUUCCGAGAGCUGUUCCGAAUGUACCCGACGCACGCAUGCAAGGAAUAUAACGCAAAUUGGCCCGAUCUGGUCAAGUAUUGCGGAUAUAGGGAGGACAAUAUUCCACAAUUGGCAGACAUCGACAAAUACUUAAAGCGCACGACAGGGUUCACGCUCCGCCCCGUGGCAGGGUACCUUUCCCCCCGUGACUUCCUGGCAGGGCUGGCCUUCCGCGUCUUCCACUGCACGCAAUACAUUCGCCAUUCCUCGGACCCCUUCUAUACACCGGAACCGGACUGCUGCCAUGAGCUCCUUGGCCACAUGCCCCUGCUUGCCUGCCCGAGUUUCGCCCAAUUCUCGCAAGAAAUAGGCCUGGCUUCCCUCGGGGCCAAUGACGAGGACUUGCAGAAGAUUGCUACGCUGUAUUUCUUCACCGUCGAAUUCGGAAUGUGUAAGGAGAGCGGGCAGCUGCGGGUGUACGGCGCCGGCCUCCUCUCCAGCAUCGGGGAGCUUCGCCACUCGCUCUCCCCGGCGGCCAAAGUGGAGCCUUUCCUCCCCGACGAAGUGUGCAAAGUGGAGUGCCUCGUCACCACCUUCCAGAACCAGUACUACUUUACCGACACUUUCGAAGACGCGAAGGAGAAGCUGAGGAAGUUCGUGUCGACCAUCCACCGCCCCUUCGGCGUGCGCUACAACCCCUACACGAUGAGCGUCGAGAUCCUCAGCAACCCCGAGAAGAUCGCCGCCCUCGUCUCCGAGCUCAGGGGCGACUUGUGCAUCGUCAGGAAUGCUCUGCAGAAGAUCCAUGAACAAGAUGACGACGUUGACAUCGAGAAUUUCAAGAGCAUCUUGACGUCCGCUCUCAAGACGGAGGAAUCAUCCAAGAGCUAGUCUGUCUGUCUGUCUCUCCCUUUUCCUCUUUGUCUUCUCGCUCUCUCUCUCUCUCUCUCUCU